GUCCAAGACUACCGGUGCAGUCCUAAUUCAUUCCUCUGAUCUUCAGACCAGAAAGGAAGGAAAGCUCCAUAGUCCAUCAACCCGCUCCGCUGCAAACCAUCAGGAUUCAUAUUUGUCUCAACCGACCCCAUCGACUUCCGUCUUCGGACCGGAGCGUCCCAAUUUCUCCCCAGGCCUCUUUUCUUCUGGUCCGGUGCUGAGAGAGCAUGGAUGUAGUUUUUGCAACAUUGCUGCUCGCUAUCUUACUUGGCCUCCUCAUUCUUAUCCCUAGAGUGCGCAAAAUUUCCGAUGAACCCAGAAAACUCCAAGCAAAUGCUCAAGUGGAGGUACAUAAAGCCUACAGUAAAGCAGAAGUUGCAUUGCAUAACAAAAGAUCUGAUUGUUGGAUCAUUAUACAAGACAAGGUUUUUGAUGUUACCUCGUAUGUGGAAGAACAUCCUGGGGGCGAUGCCAUCUUAGCACAUGCUGGUGAUGAUUCAACAGAAGGUUUUUAUGGGCCUCAACAUGCGUCCCGAGUAUUUGAGAUGAUUGGCGAAUACUACAUAGGAAAACUGGAAAAAUAAUCAACCUGCAAAUGGUUUGGGCAACCUCACUUUGUCCUAUCAUACAUUCUUGUGCUCAUUUGAUCUUUCCUCCUGCUGAAGCAUUUCCAUCUCGCUAAUUAAGCGUCAUGUAUAUCAUUUGCUGCUUUUUAACAUUCAAACAACCUUAUUUGAUCAUCUACACUUCAUUAUACUAUCUCCUCUUCACUCAUAUUGGCAGCCUAUUUUUCAAUAAAGUUUAGUAAGCCACUGGUUUGGUAACUAUUUUGGUCUAAUCCAACUUGUGCUCCUUGAGAUCAUAAUACAUCUUUGUUAUUUUGGUCUUUACCAUUUCAAGUAUUUUUUGCCCGGCCUGGCUUCCUCUGGCAUGAAAUGUUACUUGGGUUGUUUAGGGACUGGUGAUCUACUCAUUUAGCAUCAUAUAUGUUUCUUGACUUUUAAA
Cuscuta epithymum is the source of this 984-nucleotide messenger RNA. The record is from the annotation of a GenBank genome assembly. NCBI's taxonomy places the organism in Eukaryota, Viridiplantae, Streptophyta, Magnoliopsida, Solanales, Convolvulaceae.